CGGGCAGCCAUGCACCAACAGCACCAACAGCACCAACACACAAUUGCUGUGUAUAGUAGACUACACAGUACAAGUUGGUCUUGUUGCUGCUGCUGCUGCUGUGUCGCGACCACGGGGGAACACAUGGAUCCACCAUCACCAUGUUCACGUAAUUUACCCGCCAAUACCAAUACAAAUGCCAAUCCUGUCAGCCGCUGACUGUACUUGUACCUAUGAGGCAACUUGCCCCUGUGAGUAUGUCAUAUGCGCCCAAUCCGUACACUAUGCCUGCCGGUGCUGACGCCGGCGGCGGCGGUGGCUGGCUGGAUAGGUCGUGGUUGUGGUCGUGGUUGUGGAUGCCAGCGUGGAGUUACGGUUGUAUUGCUGUGGCAGAUGCCGCUCUGCAAGUCCACACAGAUCGGCCAGUCCUCGGCGCCGCCUAUCGAUCCGUGACUUGCAGCUUUGUCCGUCACGCGCACCGUCGGCAGCCCAAUGGAUGGCCCUGCCCGCGGUUGGGUCCGAAUUCUGGGGAAACCAGAUCGCAGCUCGAACGGCCCUGUGGUCGAGUCAAUGCCACACACACACACGCAUCGUCAUGUCCAUCGGCGGUGCUACCCAUCCCUCAUGCCCACACCCCUGCCUGGCUGGCCCCUCCUCGCCCUUUCCGCACCUCCCUCUGUCAUGUAUGUAUGUACUGUGUGUUUGUAUUCUUCCGAACCUCCAGUGAGGACUGACUUUGGCAUGUUGAGAAGGGAGUGUGUGGACACCUACGGGCGCCACAUUUGUGCCGGGGUCGGAUCGCCCAGGCACCGCUUCUUGUUCCGCCGCGCCCCCAACAGGAUCAUCUCUGACCCAUACCAAGUAGAUCCCACGAUGGGGUGGACGCCUACAUAAGAUGGAGCCCUGGCCUCGCUUCUGUCCUUCGGGCCCUCGAGGUUUUCCCUCGGUGUGAUGGUGUCUUGAGAGUACAAGUCCCGGCUCCUUGAACUCAUCGCCCGCCAGACCCCCCGCCCAACCUCUCCAGUAUCGUGCAAGCUUGCAAGGCAAAAUGAGGCUCUCCGUAGCGUCCUCUCUCUCGUGGGCAGUCGCCUCGGUUGUGGCAACCCCUCUUGCUCCUCCCAAGAGCCUCGUGACUCGUCAAGAUGCCUCGACUUUGACGACGGAGGUUUACAACAACUUGAAAUAUUACAACGAGUACUCCGCGUCCACCUACUGCAACAGCGACAACGCUGCUGGUUCCUUGGUUGUCUGCCAGGAUGGUUGCCCCCAAGUAAUGGCGAAUGGGGCUACGGUUGUCGGCUCCCUGCCCAACACUACUGUCUUCGCGAUGGAAGGCUACGUUGCACUCGACAGCGUCAGGAAAGAGGUUGUUGUUGCUUUCCGCGGCUCGUCUGGGAUACGCAACUGGAUUGCAGACCUCACCUUCCUCCAGGUUCCAUGCGACUACACAAGCGGGUGUGCCGUCCACAGUGGCUUCAAGAUCGCGUGGGAGUCCAUCCGCGACUUCACCAUGAGCUUCGUCGACGCCGCCCUCACUGAGUACCCAGACUACAAGCUUGUCGUCACGGGCCACUCCCUCGGGGGUGCGGUAGGCACCUUAGCGGCCAUCGAGUUCAGGAACAAGGGCCACGCCUGCGACCUGUAUACUUAUGGCUCACCCCGGGUCGGCAACCUCGCCUUUGUCAAGUACGUUACCAACCAGGCUGGCGCUGAGUACCGGGCGACGCAUUUCGACGACCCCGUCCCUCGCCUGCCGCCAAUCCUGUUUGGUUACUUCCACACCAGUCCCGAGUAUUGGCUCGAGGCUGGGCCGGCAACCAACACCGAUUACUCUAUUGAUGAGAUCGAGACUUGCACGGGCUAUGCCAACAUCGGCUGCAACGCGGGGACUUUUGGGCUGGACGCCGACGCUCAUCUCCACUACUUCCAGUACCUGGGUUGCGAUUCCGGUUCCAACAGCGCAAGCGUCUCGCUCACGACGAGGGACGACAUCGCCACAAGCCCAUUGUGGACACGUGACGACGUGUCUGAUGAGGAGCUGGAGCAGAGACUCAACAACUACACGAUACAGGAUAUCGCAUACAGCCAACAGCUGGCCGCCGACGGCGAGGUGGUUUAAUUUUCGCACCAAGUAUAUAUUCCCGAAGCGGCGGGGCAACUUUAAUGUAUGCUUCAGCCAAUUAAUGUAUAUCAUCAGAUUGGGGUUGAGACCAGAGACUAUGACUUAUGAAUUAUGGCGGCAGAGCGUGUCAUUUUCAGGGCAUGAAUAAAAAAUACGUGCAUAC
Molecule: messenger RNA, 2264 nt
Organism: Diaporthe batatas
Lineage: Eukaryota; Fungi; Ascomycota; Sordariomycetes; Diaporthales; Diaporthaceae
Exons: 4
Coding region: 1028-2098 (356 amino acids)
Biological process (GO): lipid metabolic process
Source: RefSeq, a predicted model, not a curated record